Cornus florida is the source of this 2097-nucleotide messenger RNA. RefSeq names its product putative UPF0481 protein At3g02645. Bases 187 to 1635 code for a protein of 482 amino acids. The record is from RefSeq and is a predicted model, not a curated record. Lineage: Eukaryota; Viridiplantae; Streptophyta; Magnoliopsida; Cornales; Cornaceae. The transcript has 2 exons.
UAUAUUAUAUCAAAUGUUAGAUAUUCUCUAAUAUCUUCCGCUGAAUACCAUACACAAACUUAACAGAAUUGUCUGGUUUGCUAAAAGAUCAGCAUUGUCCGGUGGAGGUCGACCUUGAUCUUUUUUACGAUUUGAUUCAAGUGAUCCUUGAAUGUCACCAAGAUCAGGGAAGAAAGCUGCGGAUCAAUGACGUUUGCUAAGCUUAUGGCGUCUCUAGAGGUUAAGAUCGAAGACAACACUGCAAAUUUUGAGACCUUGGGCUAUUUCAGCAAUUCUGCCUGGCCGCGGUUACCCAUCAUAACAAGUGUACCAAAUAUACUUCGUCAAGUAAAUGUACAAGCUUACACCCCUAGCGUUGUAUGUAUUGGGCCUCUUCACAGUAGAAAGGAACAUCUUCAAGCAAUGGAGGCGGACAAAUUGAGCUACAUGCGUUUCCUAUUUCAACGAAUAAAGAAUCCUGAGGAAACACGAAAAGAAUGUCUGGUAGCUAUGUUACAGAUGAAAGAAAGGUUCAAGAAAUGCUAUCCAGAUCAAGCAGCAGCUAAGCAGCUGCAGGGAAUUGGAGGUGUCACCAGUAGCACUAGUCUUGUAGAAAUGAUGCUGAUUGAUGGUUGUUUCAUUAUCGAACUCGUAUACAGGUAUCACACAAAUGAACAGGACCCCAUCUUGAAUAAUCCUUUCAUGUACUCUGCCGUCCGACGUGACUUGCUACUACUUGAGAACCAGAUUCCCUUCUUUGUUCUUGAAAAUUUGUUCAGUCUGACUGUGGAACGCAUCGAAUUCCCAUAUGGUAACCCUACCCCUACCCUUAUUGGAUGUCUCCUUUCAUUCUUUGGUGAUAUAAUGGGCUUAGAAGAUACUAGCCGUGACAUAAGCAGAAUGUAUCGCUGGUUGUCUCCUUAUCAUAUACUCCAUCUCUUACACUAUUUCUACCAACCCCGUGUUCCUAACAACGAAGGUGCAUCUCGCGUGCCUGAACUAGGUACAACAGCAACUCAACGACGACAACGACGAGGAGUCAGUGCUGCAUGUGGGCAAGAUCAGCAACCUGCGGGAUAUGAAGGUACUGCAACACAACUCCACAAUGAAGGAAUCAAGCUGCGGAAACGUAGUUGUACAAGUAAGCUUUUCGAUGUGAAAUUUAGCACUCAUGAUCGUAAUUAUGUUUAUUUCUGGAGAGGGGGUUUAGAAAUCCCACGUUUCUCCAUCUAUGAUUUCACUGAAUCAGUCUUGAGAAACCUCAUCGCAUUCGAGCAAUGUUAUCAUUGGAUGGGGAUCAGUUGUUUCACGUCCCACGCAUUCCUUAUGGAUAUCCUCAUGGACUCGGUGGAGGACGUUAAAUUGCUUGAAAAAGCAGGAGUCAUAUGUAACCAUUUGGGUUCGAGUGAAUCCGUGUUGCAAAUCUUCAAUGGUAUAUGCAAGAAUGCUCUUCCACAACAUUUCGAUUACGAUGAGCUAUGGAAUGAUAUGAAGCGUUUCCGCAAACCUUGGCGAAAACAAUUGGGAACAGUGAAACAUAAUUGUGCUGGUAAUCCAUGGAUAGUGUUAUCAGUCGUCGGUGCAUUUGUCCUUUUUGUCCUCACACUUUUGCAGACCGCGUACUCCAUGCGUGCUUAUUAUCAUCCUCCAGCGUAGACUCCCCCCACGGCCCUUCACCCUGAUGCCCAAAUUUUCACUAGCUAUUUUCCUACAUCUUCUGUCCCCAAACUAGCUGCUUAAUUCAUUUACAUUUUCUCCUGAUUAUGUGUCUUCUCUGCCUUCAUUUAUUUCUACAAAGUAAUGAUCUGCUGCCUCAUAUCGGUCUACCUAGGUCAGCAUCAGUGAUGUGCAUGGAAUGUCUUUAAUAUCGCGAAUCCGCCUGUUCGUAACCCUUUUUCAAGAUUGGCUCGACCGGUUUACACGAUAUUCACUCCAGUCAAUGGACUCUUUAAUUAAAACAUAUCAUAUGUAUAGUGGCUGUAAUAACUGGCCGGGUGAUCAGUACUCAUGUACUGUCAUCUUUAUGAGUUGUCAUUUGUAAUCACUAUCUCUUUUGUAUGAUUCUCAUUAGUUAUGAUUAGUGUUUGAUUAUCCAGACAUUUUUAUCCUUACUUUCUA